Oxyura jamaicensis (ruddy duck) is the source of this 4946-nucleotide messenger RNA. RefSeq names its product oligophrenin 1 (gene OPHN1). Bases 41 to 2410 code for a protein of 789 amino acids. NCBI's taxonomy places the organism in Eukaryota, Metazoa, Chordata, Aves, Anseriformes, Anatidae. Gene Ontology annotation, cellular component: cytoplasm. The transcript has 25 exons. Gene Ontology annotation, biological process: signal transduction. The record is from RefSeq and is a predicted model, not a curated record. Gene Ontology annotation, molecular function: protein binding; GTPase activator activity.
GCCCCCGGCCCGGCCCUUCCCGCCCGGGCGCGGGGCAGCCAUGGGGCACCCGCCGCUGGAGUUCAGCGACUGCUACCUGGACAGCCCCGACUUCCGAGAGCGCCUCAAGUGCUACGAGCAGGAGCUGGAGCGCACCAACAAGUUCAUCAAGGACGUGAUCAAGGACGGCAACGCGCUCAUCGCCGCCAUCAGGAGUUACUCAUCGGCAGUGCAGAAAUUCUCCCAGACUUUGCAGUCCUUUCAGUUUGACUUUAUUGGAGACACCCUAACAGAUGACGAGAUUAAUAUUGCCGAGUCCUUCAAGGAGUUCGCAGAGUUGCUCCAGGAGGUAGAGCUUGAGAGAUCGAUGAUGGUACAAAAUGCUAGUGAUUUGCUCAUCAAACCCUUGGAAAAUUUUCGGAAGGAGCAAAUAGGGUUCACCAAGGAAAGGAAGAAGAAGUUUGAGAAGGAUGGUGAGAAGUUUUAUUCCAUGCUGGAUCGCCACUUGCACUUGUCUUCUAAGAAGAAGGAGUCCCAGUUACAGGAGGCUGACCUUCAAGUUGACAAAGAGAGGCACAAUUUCUUUGAGUCAUCCCUUGAGUAUGUGUACCAGAUCCAGGAAGUACAAGAAAGCAAGAAAUUCAGCAUUGUUGAACCGGUGCUGGCUUUUCUCCACAGCCUCUUCACUUACAACAACCUGACAGUUGAGCUCACGCAGGAUUUCCUCCCUUACAAACAGCAGCUUCAGCUCAGCCUGCAGAAUACAAGGAAUCACUUUUCCAGCACACGGGAGGAGCUGGAGGACCUCAAGAAAAGGAUGAAGGAAGCCCCCCUAACCUGCAAGCUACCUGGGCAGCCGACCAUCGAGGGCUAUCUGUACACUCAGGAGAAAUGGGCGCUGGGCAUCUCCUGGGUGAAGUAUUACUGCCAGUACGAAAAGGAGGCAAAGACCUUAAGGAUGACCCCCAUGGACCAGAAGCCUGGAGCUAAGCAAAGCACCUUAGAUCUGACACUGAAGUCCUGUGUAAGGAGAAAGACUGACUCCAUAGACAAAAGGUUUUGUUUCGACAUUGAAACUAAUGAGAGGUCUGGGACCAUCACGCUGCAAGCGCUCUCGGAAGCUAAUCGAAGGCUGUGGAUGGAAGCCAUGGAUGGGAAAGAGCCAAUCUACCACAGUCCCAUCACGAAGCAGGAAGAAAUGGAGUUGAACGAGGUCGGCUUCAAGUUUGUGCGGAAGUGCAUCAAUGCAGUAGAAACGAAAGGGAUCUCUACAGAGGGCGUCUACCGAACGGUUGGCAGCAAUAUUCAGGUGCAGAAGUUGCUGAAUGCCUUUUUUGAUCCAAAAUGUCCAGGGGAUGUAGAUCUCCAAAGCAGCGACUGGGACAUCAAGACGAUUACCAGCUCGCUGAAGUUUUAUCUCAGGAACCUGUCUGAACCUGUCAUGACGUACAAGCUCCACAAAGAGUUGGUCCUGGCUGCCAAAUCUGAGAACCUGGACUACAGGCUGGGAGCCAUUCACGCUCUGGUCUAUAAACUACCUGACAAGAACAGAGAGAUGUUAGAGCUCCUCAUACGACAUCUAGUCAAUGUCUGUGAGCACAGCCGGGAGAAUCUGAUGUCCCCAUCUAACAUGGGGGUGAUAUUUGGACCUACCCUCAUGCGAGCACAGGAGGACACCGUGGCGGCGAUGAUGAACAUCAAGUUCCAGAACAUAGUAGUUGAGAUCCUCAUCGAGCACUUCGGGAAGAUCUACUCGGGCCCCCCAGAAGACAGCGCUGCCCCACCAGUGCCUCCUCCCAGGGUGGCUGCCCGGAGGCACAAGCCCAUCACCAUUUCCAAGCGUCCUCUGAGGGAAAGACCUGUGUUUUUUGGGGCUUCUGUGGAAGAAAGCGGAGCAGACCGCUACGGCCAGACCCCCAACGGCAGCAUCAGCACGGAGGCCCCCAAGCCGCUGCUCCGCAGCCGCCUGCCCGCACCCCGACCCGGGGGGGACGAGCCAGCGCGGCCCCCCGCCGAGGUGGACCUGGGGAAGCCGGUGGCCAGGCUGCAGGACGGAGGAGCCAAGCUGGCCGGCAAGGCUGCCAACGGCGUGGUGGCCAGCCCUGCCCUGAGGACCCCCACGCUCCACGCCAGGAGACCCGCGCCCCGGCCGGGCGUCUGCGGCAGAGAGGGCGAGUUCGACGGUGUCCCGAAGCCUCGGUCCCACGGCGACAAGCCCGUGAUAAUGCGCCCCCCAGUGAGACCCCCAGACCCACCGUGCAGGACUCCCGUCCCUCAGAAGCUGGAGCAGAGGCCAGACCUGAUAGCAGGGACAGCAGAGGAAAUGCCUUCCUCCGUUGUGGCCUCCAGGACAAAGUUCUUUGAGACGGCUUCCCGAAGAACGAGCAAUUCUUCAUCACCACAAGGCAGGAUCCCAGGUGAUGAGAGCUGAGACUAAAGACUUCGUAACCAUCUCAGCCCAGCUAGACCCAGAAGAUUUUCUGUGAUUGUGAAACGGACGUGGCACGGCUCAGACUUUUCCAGUUCGAAUGACCUGGAGAGCAGCUAUCUUACCAGACAAUAAUUUCAGAGCGCGCUGUCCUAAGUGGCUCAAGAAAUUAGAAGAGAGGGAGAUAAAAAUGGAGAGAAAACCCUACCUACACGAUUGUUUUGGACCGUUCCCAGUCCUUCUGCCGUUCCUCUCCGCACAGGCUGUGAAGGAUCUCGUGGGGUGCCUCUGCAGGGGACCAGACACGUUUGCAGUGCUGGUUGAGCAGCCACAAGGCAGCACUGGGCAGGGGCCAUCCGACGGGCUGCGGAAGGGACAGCGGAGGACGGGAGCCGUGUUUCCCUGCUUGAUUUUGGGAAAUGUGACUUGGCAAGGGUGGUGACUUGGACAGAUGUCACGGUCGAAGCGUGAGGGGCUGAUUCCCAGUGCUCGGAUGCAAGGGAGGAAUGGCUGGAAGCUGUGUUGCCCCCUUGCCGGAGAAGCUCCUUCCCAUAUGCUAUGUUUUCCUCGCUCACUAAGCUGUAGUGUGUUUUCCCGUGUGUAGGAGGGCCGUGUAUAUUACUGGAAACACUGCUUGUGCUAAGGCAGGCAGGACAGGGACUGGGGGCCGCUGUGCUGAGCUCUGUGGGAGGCCUGGUCCCGUGGCUGGCCGUCAGCACGCCCCUGGCAGGCAGGGCAGUGCAGCCAGCGUGGGGCUUUCGGGGGCAGCCUCCUGGGAGCAGCAGGAGACGCACGGCCCUGCUCCUCCUGUCCCAUCUCCCCCCAGAGCUGCUUCCCACGGACCCGCCGAGGAGCCUCUGCCCUGUGGUUAUCCUGCUGGGCCAGCACGGAGGUGGUGAGGGACCGAAACGCAUGGAAUAUGGGUCAACGCCCAGCAUUUUUCUAAGAGGGACCCAGUUUCUUACUUGCUUGUUACAUUAAUUUCCAAUCCAAGAGAUUUCCACUCUCUUUUCCUCAGCAGCAGUAUUGUAGGUGACGCCCUUUGGUCUGGAGGGGGACGUGUUUCCAGGCCAGGCCCGCUCCCUGUAGAAGCUUCUGUGUGGUUCCAGUCAACAGCAGGGCUCGGCUCCUGAGCCAUAGAGUUUACCUGUAGAUAGGCAACGAGCGCUUCCCCGCUUCCUGUGACCAGCCCAAAGGCAGCUUCCCUGUUUUCAGUGAUUUUUGUUGGGUGCUGGGAGCAUUCCCAAAACAGUGGCCAAACAUUCCCCGUCAGCUGCGUCCCCGGUGCUCCAUCCUCUUGAGCCCGGUGCGGGUUUGCCGGGGGGGUGCUGCCGCAGUCCUUUCCUUGCUGUCUCCUGGUGCUUGCCUUCUGUGUGCGCCUAGCACCAGCCGCUUUAUUCCGGAAUGUAAUUCUGGCGCUCGCUGGACUCCAGUUCUGUCUCAAUGGUGCUUCCGCUCCCUCGGGCUCCAGCUGUGCCCCAGCUGCUCGCUCCUGUACUCGUGCUCUGAACAGUGGCGUGUAAAAGUGGCUUUAAAAAAAAAAAAAGUACUAUCACACCUAGGCUGUAUUACGUACACCAGCAUCUCAGGGCUUCUCAAAGCUGAGGUGAGUCGAGUCCUCUCUGCUGCACCCUCUCGUGAGCGGGCAGGAGGUGCGAGCAGGAUCAAGGCAGAGCAGGUUGCGUUGUCAUGGUCAGGUAACAGAGGGAACAGCUGAGAUGGAGCUGCAGAAUGGGGAGUUUAAAGGUGGGAGAGGGGGGACCGAGCCCAGGGUUGCUGCAGUAGCUGGGGAGCCAUUCCCACCAGAGCCCAGCCUGGCUGCAGCCGGAGGAGCCUCCUGCCCGCCCCGAGUCUCCUGCUGCAGGAGCGCUCCUUGGGAACAGGGCCUCAUCACCCAGCGCUCUCACACCGGUGGCUCCUCCACAGAAGGCCCCCGUUUCCAAAAAUGCCUUCUGAUGUGAGAGGUGGACUUUGAGGGCCCUUCGCAGCGGUACACUUUCAGGAGAGCGAGGCACCGGGACUUCCACCAAAAGGAGCAGGGAGGGCUGAUGCAUGCACCCUCCAAACUGCACCUAAAGCUUAACAAAGCUGCUGGUCCUGUUGCAGUGGUGGCUGCUCAACGUCCCGCCCCUGCCCCGCGGUGCUGCCUGCUGCUCCUGAACAAAGCCAGCCUCGUGUUUGCUCCCUGGCGCAGAUGCCUGUGGGCUUACGUUUGAGUCAGAAGAAACAAAGCCGAGAGGGUCUGGUUUUGAAGCCUGACAUUGUAAACAAUGGAAGGAAGCAGCUGAUUAAAAACUUACUUCAUGGUGUCCUUGUAAAUUUGUUUGUCGCAUGUGUCUGUGCCUCUGUUAGCACAGCUGAGCGCGGGGGACACGCUGCUGAGCCGCCGGGUGGGCAAGGGGCACAGCCCCGGUGCAGCCAGCAGCACGGGGAUGCGCUGUGGAGCGGCAGGCCCCGGGAUGGCAGCCCUCAGAGCCAUUUUGUCGUGUAAAGCAUAGAUAACUUAGAGUGUUCAUAAAGUUUCCGUGAAGUUAAAAUA